GGACGCAACAGUACAACAAGUUGCUGAGAAUGAGACUACAUGAAACAGAAACUACCUUGGAAGUUGAAGAUGUUGAAGUUGGGUCAAAUGCUGCAAGCAGCAAAGAGAGAAAUGGUGAUUAUGAAACAGGAACUUCAACUAACAAAAUAAAAGGAAAUCCACAAUAG
Messenger RNA from Entrophospora candida, 167 nucleotides. The record is from the annotation of a GenBank genome assembly. Lineage: Eukaryota; Fungi; Glomeromycota; Glomeromycetes; Entrophosporales; Entrophosporaceae.